Messenger RNA from Centruroides sculpturatus (bark scorpion), 3653 nucleotides. RefSeq names its product beta-1,3-galactosyltransferase 1-like. Bases 2127 to 3122 code for a protein of 331 amino acids. Gene Ontology annotation, molecular function: hexosyltransferase activity. The record is from RefSeq and is a predicted model, not a curated record. The transcript has 2 exons. NCBI's taxonomy places the organism in Eukaryota, Metazoa, Arthropoda, Arachnida, Scorpiones, Buthidae. Gene Ontology annotation, cellular component: membrane.
AAUUUUAACUUGUUUUUGGACGUGUGACCGCAAUUAAGAAAAUAAAUUCCUAUGAAUUCCGAAUUAGAUAUCUUUGUUUUCAUUUUAUUUUUCAAAGAAAGGAAAUAAUUGCUUCAUAUCCGUUAUUUAAUAAUGCUACUAUUUCUAAACUGUAGAAGGAAAUGAAACUAUUCAUCAUUUUAUGCACUUUACCUAUUAAAAUUUCGCUCAAAGAUUCGAAAGAAUGAGUCCAGAAAAGAGACCUGCAUGCUAGAAAUACUUGAAAAAUGAAUAUAUAAUAGCAUUUUAUUUACAGUUAUGAAAAAUAAUAUUCGCCUCAUACAUGCCGCGAUAAAGUAAAUUCAACAAGCAUAUAAAAAUAAAAUUCAGUUUAGUCUACUACCACUAUAAAUGACUUAUCAUUAGAGCUGUAACGCCAUCGGAUCGAGAUAGUGCUUCGGAUACAUGAAGUGUAAUCAAUAAAUCGACUUAUUUCAACAGAUACUGAGAACUUUAAAUACUUAAAAUCAUUAACCGUUUUUAAUGUUUCGGUAACAUGUUACUGUGAAUGUCGAAUUAUGCGUAACAACCAGUUUUUGAUCUUCAGUACUUGUAAACCCAUAAAGGAGACACUAUAUACAGUUAACUUGUUUUAAUUAUAUCUAUAUCGAAGAAGUAUCGCGGUGAAUGUAAAUAUUAUCUUAGUUACGUAAAAAAUUAUUUCCGUUUACUUAAAAUCCGAGCAGGCAUUCACGAAACUUUAUUUACUAUUUCAUAAUUAAUAGAUUUUACAAAUACAGUAUUUGUAAUCGUAUCAAAUCGUUGAUACCUAAUGAUGAUUCAUUAGGUAGGGAAUUCUUCAUUAGGCCUAUAUAUUUUUCUUGAUUUUUUAGCUUUAAUACAAGCAAUAGCAUUAUAUUCUUUCGUAUCUUAUGAAAUAAGUGUUUUAUUUAGUAUUCGGGUGUCAGGAAAUUCGAUGACUUGUGUUUUGUUUCUUAAAAAUUGCGAAAGUAGACCGCGUUAAGUAACACAGCCUACUCAACUUAUUGACACUUGUUAAUAAGAUUAGCCUGAGUUCAUGCUUUACUUUUAUCUCGUCUAAACGAGAUGAGAAUAUCAAAAUUUACACACGUGAUCGAAAAAGAAUAUAUUUUUUAAAAAAUUAAAUGAAUUUAGUUACCUCAUUUGCAAUCAAUUGUUCGUUCUGUAAAUAGAUUGUAGUGUUCCUAAUUGCUUGGAAAUCUACAGAUUAGACGUAAUUAUUCUAGAAAACGCAAAAAUUUCAUUAGUCUUACACUAAGGUUAUGAUUUUGUUAUAGAAAAAUAAUCCCUCGACGAUGUAACACAUUUAUGUAUUUUAAAAAGGCACAGACUAAUCAGUCGUAUGAUAAAUUAUCAUUAAAAAUAACAAACAUAAUUGAUUUUUUCUUCUACUCCAAUUAUAAUUUCCUUUUUUCAAGAGUAUAAUCGAAAGUAAAAAUCAUUAUAAAUAAACCAUACGGCUGUCAAAGAAAGAAAAAAAAGGGUCUAGUAAGGAAGAAAUUGUUCAGUAUGCAGUUUGUAAGUAAAGUUUAAUUUUUUUUUUCUUUUGUAAAAGAUAAUAUAACAAACACUAAACAGACCACCUACAAUAAAUGUAUUUAAAUUAUUUUUUUUUUAAAUGUGCAUGGAAAAAUGACAGAAUUAAGAAAUAGAUGACGAACUAACUCGUGAAAUAUUACCAUGCCAGAAAUAUUGACAGGUAGUAUAUAAUAAUAUGCUAAUAUAUAUGUACAGUACAAUAUAAUAUCUUGCAUCUUAGCCUCGAAGGUAGUCAUUAAUACAUAAAAAAUGAAGUACAGAUGUUGAUACACACGUAAGCAAUCGUAUACAUAAACAGCAGUAUUAAAAAAACACGAUUUUAAAAUUAUUUAUAUGACAAACGUGACCGUAUAAGUAUUACUACAUAAAUUAAAAUGAUGACACAAUAUGAUAAAUAAUUUGCUAUAUAGUCAAUAUGUUAAAAAUUCCACAUAAACUGUUUAUCACUGCGGACAGACACCUGAUACGUGCGGUUGAAUAAGACACGCUGUUGUGGACUAACGUCGAUAAAUUACUGCUGUAAAUUGUCUCGAAAAGUCUAAAGGAUUAAGAGUUCAUAGUUGGCGAUGCCUAGAAUUUGUCUGUUGACUUUAGCAACAAUUCUUUUCAUUAAUCUUCUGGCUGGAUUCAUUUAUCUUCGAACAUCAAGAAUCAUUCCUUACACAACUCUUAACAUUACAACAGAAACUGAACCAGCAAAAGAACUAGCAACCGAAAUGGUGGAAAAACAAUUAUCCGAAUCUCAUAUACAUCCUCAUCCUUAUAAAUUCAUUUUAAAUAAUGAUAAUUUAUGUUCUAAUGAUAGUUUCACGUUAUUGAUCUUGGUCUGCAGCUCGGUAAAAAAUUAUGAACAAAGGAAAACAAUUAGAGAAACGUGGGGAUCGCUAGCAACAAAUACUUUUAACAAGAACGAAGAUUUCAGGAUGGCAUUCUUAAUUGGUGCUGCAGAAAAUGAUACUUCUUCCAAAUUGCUAGAAGAAUCGAAACGUCAUAAUGAUAUCAUCCAGGAGGAUUUUAUCGAUUCGUACAAUAAUUUAACUUUAAAAUCGGUAAUGUUAUUAAAAUGGGUGAAAAAUUAUUGUCCGAAUGUCAGAUAUAUUUUGAAGACUGAUGAUGAUAUGUAUAUUAAUGUACAGAAUUUAAUCGCGUCUUUAAAGAGGUUGGGAACACGCUCGAGAAUUCUAUUUGGUGUUCUUUUUAGAAAAGCCAAACCAGAUAGGAAUCCUAAUUCAAAAUGGUACGUACCAAAAGCACAAUUUUCUGGUACAGUCUUUCCAGAUUAUUUAUCCGGUACUGCGUAUGCCAUGACCAGAGAUUCCGUAGAUCCACUUUUUAACUCAUCUUUGGAAACAUCAUUUAUGGUAAUGGAAGAUGUUUACAUCACAGGUCUCUGUGCGCAAUCAGCUGGUGUUAAAAGACUAGGAAUUAAAGGUUUCACUCACGGCAAGAGAGCAGUUUCUGGUUGUUCUUUUCUUAAUUCCAUUACGGGACAUCACGUUAGCGUAAAAGAUAUGAGGAAAAUAUGGACAGAUUUACAAAAACCUGGUUUAAAAUGCAAAUAAUUUCGAAUGAAUUUAUUUAAUAUAGGGACCAAGUAUCGAAAGAAAGGUGAGUUAAUGAUCUAUUAAUCCGUUCAAUGAUGGAAAUAACGUUUGUAUCGAUCAAUGCAGAUUAACUUAAGUUAUAUCAAUUGUGAUUUUUUGCAGUUUAUUAUCUAAAAUAUCAUAGAUAUUAUAUACAUACACACAAACACACACACAUAUAUAUUAUAUAUAUGUAAUAUGUACUUAUAUAUUAGAUACAUAAAUGUGCAAUAAUCAGGGAUUAAAAAAAAACUUUAUUUUGUUGUAAAUCAUAAUUAAAUGAUUUUUUAAUUUUUGAACGAUAUCUCGGCAAUUUUAUAAAUAAUUCAAAAUGUGUACAUUUUAAUGGUCAUUCCUAACAGCGGAUAUUUUAUCGCACGACGAAACAUGGUUUAUUUUUCGAAAUAUACAAAUUGGUGUAUAAGAAAAAAACAAAUUUUAUACUGACAAAGUUGUCUUUAUACGAAUGUUAAAAACAAAUAUUUGUAAGCUUUUAUUAUAGAAACAAUG